This is a messenger RNA of Microsporum canis CBS 113480, 3432 nucleotides long. Its product is annotated as csx2. The transcript has 4 exons. Gene Ontology annotation, cellular component: endosome; trans-Golgi network; cytoplasm. Gene Ontology annotation, molecular function: protein binding; GTPase activator activity. Gene Ontology annotation, biological process: intra-Golgi vesicle-mediated transport. The coding region runs from base 1 to 3432 and encodes 1143 amino acids. The record is from RefSeq and is a predicted model, not a curated record. Lineage: Eukaryota; Fungi; Ascomycota; Eurotiomycetes; Onygenales; Arthrodermataceae.
AUGGGCAAUGUCAACAGCCGUCUGGAGGAGCCUGGUGUGCUUUACCUGAAGGAUCAGACAAAGUUGAGCAUCUCCUCUCUUGUAAUCACCAACCAGCGCGGCCUUGUCAUCCUGAACAUUGCUCCAAAUGCCUUUCCUGCGUCGCGGAUCACUGCCAGAAGAGAUCCUGGUGACGAUACGCCUAUUGAAUUCAUCCAGGACCCCGACUCAGUCGGCGGCAACCACCUGCCAUCCUUCAUCCUUCGUUUAACCAACGAAGACGACCUCUACUUCCGAUUUACGUUUGUCAUCCGACAGGCCCAACUGUCUCUCUUCCCGCCGGCGACGACCGUCAACGGCGUCUCAAGCUCGCUGCCCGAAGUCGCUGAUACCGUUGUCAAGGGUCUCACUUUCGCCCAUGCAUCCAACGCAAAGGAGCUUGAUAACCUUGUCACACGAGAGUUCCAUGCAAAUCCAAACCUCCAGAACAACGAUAAUGUCCAGCAUGUUGGCACUUUCGAAACCGGAGGGACGCCUUCAGUCCAGUUCGACUGGUCGUGGAAAUGGAAGCCACCGAAGAAAUCCGAAGAUAAAUGCGGUGGAUGGAGAAACUGCUGCAGCUUCCUGGACUACGACCAGAGAGCCAACAGACUCAACACGCUAGCCUCGUUUCAGUACUGGGUCCAGGGUCCAACGAGGCCUUCGACCAGUCCAAGCUUCCAGUCUUCUGGGUUUGAGUUGACCGUGCCACAGCGCAACCGACAAGUCUCGUCCCAUUCAAACGUGUCCGGGAUAAGUGAUGGAUCAAACGACAACCUACCCAUUUCGCCCGUUGACACCGAUAAUCCAUUCGCCUCAGCCACCAAUGUCGCCUCGAGUACGGAUGCGUCGGUCAAGGUGGAUGUCACCUGUCGUCGCCCGGGAGAGGAUAUGAGCGCGGUUGACGAUGGGCCAUUGUUCCGAGCUACGAUCAAGUCUUUUGAACAAAAGACUGGAACCAUGCGUGAAAAGAUGAAGAAACUUCUCAAGAAGGCCAAAGCUGCAUACCAUGCACAGAUGGCGUGCAACGAUUCCGUGGCUGCGUUUAUAAAGACGCUCGAUGAAACGGCCAAAUCCAAUCCAAACGCCAUACGGCCCGCACUGGACCAUUACUUUGAGAAAACCGCAAGAGAUAUUCUCAACUAUGAACGGAACAAUUGCGAUGUCAUGCAUACGUUUAUCGUCCAGCCUAUAUCAAGACUCUACCACCAGGACAUCAAACAGGCCGAAAUGAAGAAGAAGAUUUUUGACGACGAGAGUAGAGAUUACUAUGCUUAUGUCGGACGUUAUCUUGGUCAACGACAAGAUUCUCUGAAAGACAAGAAGAGAGCAGAGAGUGAUUCCAAAUACCAAGCCAAGAGAAGGAACUUUGAAUUGAAAAGAUUCGACUAUUCCUCAUUUAUGCAGGAUUUACACGGUGGAAAGAAAGAGCAGGAGUUGCUUUCUUACUUGACGAAAUAUGCUGCAGAGCAGGUACGGGGCUUCAUGGCAGUCGCCAGAAGAAUUGACAAAACGAUGCCGCGGCUCGGCGCCCUCAUGGAUGAGGUCGCAGAAGCCGACAAGGAGUUCCAGUUCCAGCGUACGGAGCGUGAAGAGAAGCGCAGGGUUCUUGAGAACAGUACCAAAAAAUACAUCGAACCAGAGACAGCACAAAAUCCACGGCCACCCACUCCGGGCGGUGCUGCUAAUAAUACCACAUACUAUACUUCUGAUUCUGACCUUGGUCGAGCCGAUAGCACCAGUUCGACAGUAAAGGGUUAUACAGGUCGUACUUCGGGGCGGUCGUCUUCUCCCAAUGGAGCAACGGUUCCUACCGGCUCUAACAUUGGGUCACACUCUUCCACUCAAAACCGUUUCAAGGGUAUUCGUGACUUGGAGGAACGCGAUAGCACCAGUAUGGCUGCAGCAGAACGAGCGAAUGGUCAGCAGAGAAAAGAGGGUUUGCUCUGGGCCUUGUCACGCCCGGGAUCUCAUGAUCCCAAGGGUAUCAAACAGGCCUGGCACAAAUUCUGGAUUGUCCUUGACCAAGGAAAGCUUUCAGAGUAUAGCAACUGGAAACAGAAAUUAGACUUACACAUGGAUCCAAUUGACUUGAGAAUGGCUUCCGUACGCGAGGCACGCAACGCAGAGAGAAGAUUCUGCUUCGAAGUCAUCACUCCACAAUACAAGCGCAUAUACCAAGCUACCUCCGAAGAAGACAUGGCCAACUGGAUUACCGCGAUCAAUAAUGCAUUACAAAGCGCGGUGGAAGGUCGCCUCAAGGCCUCCCCGGCUAAACCACCCUCAAAGCAGAACGACAAAUCCUCUGGGCGGGACCUUGGGUCUGCAUUGACAGGAAAAAGCUUAUCGCAGUCAAACCAGCAUGGCACUUCCACAUCACCCAACACGGGGAACAUGGGGAAUAUGGGACGGCGCACGACAGUUGGUGCACGACCUGGGUACAUGAGAAGUGGCAGCCACGGCUACGACGAUGAUCCCGCCAAACUGUUACAAACCAUCCACAAUGCCGACCAAGGUAACACCUGGUGCGCAGACUGCUGUACAGCCUCAAAAGUCGAAUGGGUGUCGAUCAAUCUUGGAAUAGUCCUAUGUAUCGAAUGCAGCGGCAUCCAUCGAUCACUAGGCACACAUAUAUCCAAGAUCCGCUCUCUCACACUCGACAUUCACUCCUUCUCCAACGACAUCGUGGAAAUCCUACUGCAGGUAGGAAAUCGAGUUAGCAACAUGGUCUGGGAAGCACAGCUUGCUCCAGGCAUCAAGCCAGGUCCAAACGCGACUCGAGAGCAACGACUCAAAUUCAUUACCGCAAAGUAUAGCGAUCGCGCAUACGUCCGACCUCUAUCUCCCACCUUAUCCAGAUUUUCCUCUGCUGACGAGACACUACUUGCUUCAAUAAAGCAGAACGACAUUCAGGGGGUGUUGUAUGGGAUUGCCCUUCGGGCUAACCUCAACAUCACCGAUCGUUCUCGCGACACGCAUGUAGUAUUCCUGGCUCUCGCAGCAGCAGACCCAGCGCCUCCUGGAUCCCCACCUCCGAGCCCCAAUCUCGGCCGCCAAAGCAUCAUAAAGCCUUUUACCCCGACCCAUUCCGCGAGUGUUAGCAUAACCGCAACUCCAUUCCCCAUUGCCGAACUUCUGGUACAGAACGGCGCGGUUAUACCAUCCCAGAUGCCUGCUUUCCCUCUCUCUGAGGCUGCACAGCUCUACCUCAACCAACGAACCGUUCGAUCCUCGCGUCUUGUCGGUGGUGGUAGUGGCACGGGGGACACCCUUAGUGCCCUACCUACUAUCCGCGGACAUGAAGGUAACGGUUCGUCCUCACCAGCCGUGGACAACAAAGAAAGAGAGAGGCUGCAUAAACGAGGAAGCGCCGGAGCGCGAUUUGCAGGCAAAGUGUCUUCGUUCGCAGGAUAA